AGCUUUCCGAGCGUGCUCGGAAGCCCUGCAAGGAGUUUGUGAGGACCGGCUGAGGCCUUGGCGUGGGCGUCCUGGGCCCGAGUCAGAGAUUUAAAAAUGGACAAUGCUGACCUUCAUUUCACGGACUUUAAAGAAAUUGUUGAAAACCUGAUCAUAACAGAUGAUUCACAUAAUAUACCUGAGUCAAUUGAUAGACUCUUCAUGGACAUAGCAAAUAUCAACAGGGAGUCUGUGUCUGAUAUACAGGAUGUUCAGAUUGAAGACAUAGCAGUAAACUUGUGGAACUGGGGAAUUGCCAAGAGAGUAGAUUUGGUUAUAAGUGAAGAGCAGACUGCUAAAUUGCAUCAUGUUGCUUGUAAGUUGGUGUGUAUGUGUGACGCCUCAGUUGCUUCAGAAGAAACUAUUCGAAGACAGAUUUUGAUGAAUAUGAAAACAGGAAAAGAAUGGGUGGAUGCUGGAAAUGCUCUGAAUGCUGAUGAAUUUUUUCAAGCUGCCAUGGCUGGUCUGGAGCAAUUAUAUGUCAAAUUAAUGCAGAGGAGCUAUAACAAGGCCCACUUAAUUAUACAAAAAAUUACCAUUGAGAAGGACCUCUUCAAAGUGCUGUCUUACCAAGCAGAAUCAGCAGUGGCUCAAGGGGACUUUCAAAGAGCAUCCAUAUGUGCAUUGCAUUGCAAAGAUAUGUUGAUGAGGCUCCCUAAAUUGGCAGCAUAUCUCCAUAUUCUCUGUUACAGCUUUGGAGUAGAAACUUACAAGCAGAAUAAAUAUGAAGAAAGUUCUUUCUGGCUAAGCCAAAGCUAUGAUAUUGGGAAGAUGGAGAGGAAUUUUAUUGGGCCAGAAAUGCUGGCUAAAACUCUACGGUUCUUAGCCACUGUUUAUUUGGAUUGGGAUGACAGAGUAUAUUACAAGGCCCUCAACACUAUAAUUCUAGCAAACAAGGAACAUUUAAAUCCAGCUGGGCUUUUCUUAAAGAUGAGAAUCUUCUUGAAAGGCAGAGCGACUAAUGAAGAACUUCUUGAAGCUCUCAUGGAAAUACUACAUCUUGGUAUGCCUCUAGACUUCUGUCUGAACAUUGCUAAACUGCUGAUGGAUCAAGAAAGAGAAUCUGUUGGGUUGUAUUUCCUGAGGAUUAUCUGCAAACAUUUUAAGCCAUCAGAAAAUGUUGGGAAAGCUCUAUUGCUCUAUGUUGACAUGCUUUUACAAAGAAAAGAAGACCUGCUUGCCAAGGAGAAGAUUGAAGAAAUCAUUAUGGGUCACCAAACAGGAAGUCAACUGACAACAGAAUUAGUAGAUUGGUUACACAAUGUUCUGUGGAUGAAAGCUGCAGGAAGUUUUAAGGGACAAAAUUAUGCUGAUGCCCUACAGUGGUACUUUUAUUCUCUGAAGUUUUAUGAAUCUCAUCAAGCAGAUUUGGACUUGGCCAAGCUGCAGAGGAACAUGGCUUCCUGUUACCUGAAUUUGAAGCAACUUGAUGAGGCCAAAAAGGCAGUGACAGAAGCUGAACAACAGGAUCCUACAAAUAUUUUCACUCAGUUUUAUGUAUUCAAGAUCGCAAUAUUGGAGAGUGAUUCUAAUAGAGCUUUGCAGGCAAUCACUACAUUAGAAAGUAUACUCACAGAUGAAGAAACAAAAGGUAAAGGUGUGCUGACAAGUAGAGGUUCAUCUACCAUGCUCCUAUGUUUGGCUGCCCAGUUUGCUCUAGAGAAUGGACAGCAAAUUCUGGCAGGAAGAGCUUUGGAAUAUUUCGCUCAACAUUCCAAAGACUCACAAGAAGCACUUACAGCUUUAAAGUGUCUGUUUCGUCUUGUUCUUCCAACAGUUUCUCAAAUGCUGGAAUUUGAAAAUAAAAAAAAAGAAAUAGAUCGACUUUUGACAUGGAUGAAUACAGCACUCCUGAAACUUGCUCAGCUUUUUCAGGGAGAAAAUUCAACUUUGGAUUCCAGGGCUAAUGAAGCUCACUGGUUUCGAAAAAUAGCUUGGAAUUUGGCUGUGCAAUUUGACAAAGACCCAGUGAUAAUGAGAGAAUUUUUCAUGCUUUCUUAUAAGGAAGCAUGUCUACUUAUGGCAGCUGCACUUGACCUAGAGCAAGGGAGAAAAGCUUCAACAACUGCUGAACAGUUACUGAAUCGUGCACUUAAGCAGACUCAGGAAUGCAAAGGCAUCUGGAAUCUCCUGAAACAAACAGGAGACUUCUCAAAUGAUCUGUAUGAAACAUUGCUUCUAUUAUAUGAGUUUGAAGUUAAAGCUAGAAUGAAUGAUCCAUCACUGGACAGCUUCCUGGAAUCAGUGUGGGAGCUGCCUCAUUUAGAAAGUAAAACAUUUGAAACAAUUGCAUUGUUAGCAAUGGAAAUGCCUGCAUAUUACCCUUCCAUCGCUCUCAGGGCCUUGAAAAGGGCUUCAUUGCUUCACAAAAAGAAAGAAUCAAUUGAUGUUUUGAAAUACAGCAAAUGCAUGCGCAAUUUGAUCAACCUUUCAGUGCCAGAUGGGGUAUCGAGUGCAGAAUUCUGUUCCCUGAAAGACGUUUGGGGCCACUUUGAAGAUGUUCUGAGCCUUAUUAGCCACACUGAAGGCUACCCAGAAAUGGAGAUUCUCUGGCUGAUGAUCAAGUCCUGGAAUACUGGAAUCUUUAUGUAUAGCAGAAGCAAAUACGUAUCUGCUGAAAAAUGGUGUGGCCUGGCAUUGCAUUUCCUUGAACACCUUGGCUCCCUCAAGAGAAGCUAUGAAACUCAGAUGAAUGUUUUGUAUAGUGAGCUCAUGAAAGCAUUAUAUUACAAAAGGGCUCACUUUUAAAUGAAGAAUGAGAAGCUACUGGAGCAAGGUAUGUGAGUAGGCAGGUGCCCAGCAACUUAAAGCAGAUACAUCAUCCUGAAGUGCUGAAUACUUCAAUGUUUGCCAAACGUUCUCUUGAGCUUUUGUU
Fukomys damarensis (Damara mole-rat) is the source of this 2914-nucleotide messenger RNA. It is a transcript of the gene Tex11, whose product is annotated as testis expressed 11. Gene Ontology annotation, biological process: male meiosis chromosome segregation; synaptonemal complex assembly; reciprocal meiotic recombination. The record is from RefSeq and is a predicted model, not a curated record. NCBI's taxonomy places the organism in Eukaryota, Metazoa, Chordata, Mammalia, Rodentia, Bathyergidae. Gene Ontology annotation, molecular function: protein binding. Gene Ontology annotation, cellular component: central element. The transcript has 30 exons. Bases 97 to 2787 code for a protein of 896 amino acids.